This is a messenger RNA of Zootoca vivipara (common lizard), 5235 nucleotides long. It is a transcript of the gene APOLD1, whose product is annotated as apolipoprotein L domain containing 1. The record is from RefSeq and is a predicted model, not a curated record. Lineage: Eukaryota; Metazoa; Chordata; Lepidosauria; Squamata; Lacertidae. Gene Ontology annotation, biological process: angiogenesis; lipoprotein metabolic process; lipid transport. Gene Ontology annotation, molecular function: lipid binding. Gene Ontology annotation, cellular component: membrane; extracellular region.
GAACACUGGAUUGAACUGAAAACUAUGCUUCCCAUCAAGGUUAUGGAGGACAACUUUCCCCCUCGCACUUUUGAUCCUACAUAUCACUUCCAUGUCGUACUGCUGGAUCAGAGAAGCAGGCUUCGGGGGCACAUCAGGAGCCUCCGGGAGAUUUCGCGAAGAAUCAACAAACUGCACAGACGCUCUCUAAUCGCCAAUUUCACUGGGAGUUCGUUAAGUGCCGCAGGUGCCAUCGUGGCCAUCGUGGGGCUGUCCUUGAGCCCUGCAACAUUAGGGGCAUCCCUUUUGGCUUCCGGGGUGGGCCUAGGAGUGGCGGCUGCAGGAGGGGCCGUCACGGUGACUUCCGACCUCUCCUUAGUCCUCUCUAAUUCCAGGGAGGUGAGGAAGGUCAAGGAGAUUGCACUGAGCUGCCAUGCUCAGAUGAGAGAAAUCGCGCACUGCCUGGAAUUCUUGCACCGCAGUCAGGGCCCGACGGAUCCUAGGUUACUGCCGGCUGAGAGAAACGCCUCCGUCACACUGUACAAUUCCAUCUGCUUCAUGGUGUUCUGUGGCUCCCACAGCUUUCUGGUCCCCAAGCACAACGAAGAGGUGACCAAAGUGAGUCAUGCUGUGCUCAAGGCAAAAGUCCAGAAGCUGGCAGAAAGCCUAGAAGCCUGUGCAAGGCCCAUGGAUGAGAUCUGCGAACUGUUGGAGAACAGGAAGGAAUCCCCCCUGAAGACAAGAAGAAUAGCACUCUAGGAGGAUGCCCAGGGUCAAAAUCACCCACAUCCUCUGAAAAUGACGACGGGGACCUAAAACACACUGUGCUAUUCCUAUUAGGACUGUGCCAAAUCAGAGUUUUCUCCAGGCAUUUCUCAAUACUUGCAGCCAACACCCCUCAGGGGCACAGUCUGUAUUGCUCUCCUGUUAUGUCUGUGCACAGCAAAUAGAAAUUGUAGCUACACAAGUGCUGGUCUAUGCUAUCAGCACAUCCCAAGAUUUGGUGUCUGCGUAUGGCUGUCUCACAGCACAUCAUACCUUGCUUUCUUAGGGGGGGUUGGGGGAGACUUCCACAUUUCUAAUUUGGUGCUACAACACUGAUCUCGAUGCAACUAUCGCUUCUGCAUGCAUGUACUCCAGCAUUACCCCCCCCCCCCAAGGUAAUCAGAAGUGGACGGGGACACUUGCCAAAGCUCUGAUUAAAUUUUUCUCCCACAGCGCUGAGCUAGGUGAAAACUGUGGUCAUGAGGGAACCAGAGCCAACCUAGGAAGAAAACGGCUGCAGAUUCCAGAACUUGCAGUUUCCAAAGCUCUGCGAGGCAGAUAAUGAGGGAGUCAAAGGCCAGAGAGCCUGAAUGAACCUGAAUAUUUUCCAGUGAUGUUCUUAGUAGCGGAUGGGAAUUUCACUCGCAAGUGCGGCAGGAGUUUAAUCAGUUUGGCUUUGGUUUGUUGCUCGAACUUCACCCGCUCUUUAUCAUGCAUUCUUCCAGUACAGUGGAACCUCGGUUUACGCCUACCUCCGUUUAUGAAUGCCUCCGUUUACGAACGCUGCAGACCCGAAAGUGUUUACAUCCGGGUUCUGCGGCGCUCAGAUGCGCAGGAGCGAUCUGUGCAGCUCGCGCGUGCGCAGAAGUGCUCUAUCGGCACUUCGCGCAUGCGCAGAAGUGUGCCUUCGGCGAGCGAACACCUCCGCAGAACGGAUUGCGUUCGCAAACUGAGGUACCACUGUACAGGCAGGCAAAUUAAGGCACCUGAGGCACUGCUCCACUAACUUCGGUCUUAGAAUCAUAGAGUGGGAAGGUGCCCAGAGGGUCAUCUGGUUCAACACCCUGCAAUGUAGGAAUCACAGCUAAAGAAUCCCCAUGAUUCCUCUUGAUUCCUGUGUGCUUAUUCAAACCAGCCAUGGGAGGGGGUGCUGCCUGCCUGCUUUCUUCUCCUCGCUCUUGGUUUUGCCCUUGUAGAACUCAACAGGGAGGACGGGGUCAAAGGUAGAAUCAGUUCCAUGCCUCCACCUGCUAUUGGCUGUGGCUCAAAUAUGGUUGGCCUCCUUGCCUUCUGCCCUACGAACCUAGUAGGCAACAGCUCCCAUUCCUAGCUUUAACUAUCACCUAUCUAAAGUGGGUGCUCCCCCCUUCCACACCACAUGCUCAGGGACAUGGUGUAUCGGUGUAUUUUUGUAUUUAUUUGUUUUGGGUAAUUUAAACGUGGAUUUGAAGUUUCUAUUUAAAGAAAUAAGAAUAUAGCCACUCCAAGAUGGAAGAGCUCAUUCUACAGAGCCAAAGUUUGUUAUAUCUGAGGCACAGCAAUAUCCUUAACUUGUUUGAUGUCCCCUUCUCCUUGUCAGUUCCCCACAGACCCCGCCAUCAAAUGACCUGUGAAAGAAGAGCAGGUGGGACUAGAAAUUCAUGUGUGAAUAAAUAAUAAUAAAAAAAGCCACUUCACCCUUUUUUCAGAUUUGAAAAGUGGAGAACUGAACUUACAAUUAGAAAAAUGAACAACCAGGGGAAACCAAAGCUGACACAUUUCCCCAUCCCUACUCUAAGACAGAGUUUAUGAUAUGCAAAUGUUUGUAAGAAUAUGCAGAUGUGAGGGUGACUUGUGACGUCAGUUUGUGUCUUCGAAACACUGCUGAUGAGCAAGAACUAAGCAGAAGAAUUAGAUAGAAGAUGGGACAGCUAUUCUUGUUGGCAUCAAUUUGUCUAGAGAGACAAUGGAAUAGUGUGCCAUCGGGGAUACAGUCAAAACAUUGGAGAGUUACAGCGCCUGCUGUGGCUGUAGAGACCAAUAUGGGAGAGACAUGUUUUAUUGCAGCUGGGGCAGAUGAAAGCAUUUGGUUGUGCUGUUACAGGUACACUAUGGCAUUUCCUCUCUCCACCUUCCUCCCAGCGGUCAUUUCUCCUCUGGUCACUUCUCCUCUGCAGGAUGCUACCCCUAGGAAAACAGCUAUGAAAAGUUGGAAGAAAGAAGAGGUAGAACUGGGCAGUGGGUACGUUGCUUACGAGGGCAAAACAGCUUUACAUAAGUAGUGGGGGGGACACUGCAUAAUGAAUGGUACGGGUGGCCUGUGAAGAUAAGGAGAUGGUUUGAAAGAUGAAUGUAAGCUCAGACGCAGGUUUACCAACUUGGUGAGAACUAGGCCAUAGAUAACACACAGUGAUGCUAUACUUCAAAGACCUGUUUGAUGCUCUUUAUUUCCUCGCUUGUGGCUCAGGUGAAAGGAGAUACAUUAUAAUAUUAAAGUGUGGAAUGGUGGGCAAGAGACAAGAUUUAAAUGUACUGGAUCCUAAGGAAUUUGGGUAUGGGGUGAGCUUCCUCUAAACCAGGCAUCCCCAAACUGCGGCCCUCCAGGUGUUUUUGGCCUACAACUCCCAUGAUCCCUAGCUAACAGGACCAGUGGUCAGGGAAGAUGGGAAUUGCAGUCCAAAACAUCUGGAGGGCCGAAGUCUGGGGAUGCCUGCUCUAAACUGAUCCUUGACUUUCUGCUCUUUGGGGAAAGGGACAAGAGAAGUGGCCAAAAUGAUCUGCUUGCUAUUUUGGGUAUUUGUAAAACCAAGGAACAACUUGCACAGAUAACUAACUCUGAUCCAAUACAAAAUACAGAUUAAAUGAAUGAGCACAAAGUAACCUUGUGUCUGCGUCUAUUUGUAUAUAUCGUUUACUCACAAAAUUGCUUCUUCAAGGAAUGGGAAUGUCACAGCAACUUUAGUGGAGGCAGGCUGCUUUGAAUAUAGUUAAUGGAGACUUAAGGUGCAUUCGUAAUAAUGCAUUUAUUUUCAAACAUGCGAGUAGUGUAGGUAUUAAGGGGUGCAAAAAUAAGCACACUGGCCGUCUCUUUAAAUCAAAACAGAAUCAAUCUUCUUCUUUACAAGUUCUUCUCGUGAGGGAGCUUUGGGCUUCUGGACUCGCUAAUGCUAUCUGUCAUACAGAGUCCUUGUUUAGAUUUCCUGCCUAUUGCCUAUUGUUAUAUAAGGACAGGAUGUAGCAUAGUUGGACUCCAGUAACUGAGGGCUCAGGGACAUCAUCAUUUCCACAGUGCUCACGCACGUAGCCAGGAGUUUUUGCAAUCAUGCCACUUGGGUAUCGGAGGUCCUUCAGUAUCCAGAAUGAGUCCCUGGGGAUACUUUGCUGUGACUUUCUGAAAACCACUGUCAAUCAACUGCUAGGUUUAGGUUCGGCAAACAGUCCAUAUCCAAAGAAGAACUGCUUCUGAUUUUAUUUGGUAUUAAUCAUAAGGAUUUAUACCAGCCCUUCAACAAGUUUCCUUUUGCAAGAUUUGCAGGCAGGCACAUCUUAGACUCAUUUAUUGAAUCUAAUAUCAAAGGGCUGGUGCUGGGUAAGAUGUUGCUGCGUGUCUGUGAAGAACCCUCUACUUUCAUACAGUUUGUGACUUUUAGUCCCUUCCCUGCUAUUUUGUUAAAACAUAUGUACAAUUGAGGAUCGCUGCCAUAUUUUUAAAAAGACACUUGGGAGGUGCACAAAGGGAAUGCUUCAUUGUCAAUCCAGAAACCAUCAAACUCAGCUAUGUGAUUUAGUGUCCUUUGCUAGCCUGACCCAGCAGUGGCUAGAGGGCUAAGAGUAUACCUUGGAGGACAGGGUUCAAAUGGCCCCUUACCCACAAAACUUUGCUGCAUGACUUUGAGCCAGUCACCCUUCCUCAGCCUAGCCAACAGGGUUGCUAUGGGGCCUCUUUUGUGCUGCCCUCUUUUUGUGCAACUUAAGAAAAUAAUAAAAAAGGAUUUAAAAAACAAACAAAUGCAAGCCAAUUAAAAUACAGCAUCAGCUUCAGAAGAUGUACCGUAAUUAAAAACUUCAUUUUAAAAAAACGCUUUCAGCAGCUUUGCCGUUUCUAUGAUAAUAAAAGAUAGGGGACUAUAGCUGCUUUUCGACUCCCCCUGUGGUGCCCCAAUGGACCAUUACAGAUCCCAAAACAUCAAAACUAGUUUAUGUUUUAUAUUUAGGUUUGAUUGUAAGCCGCUUUGGAUUGUCCUGAACAAGAUAAAGUAACUACCGGUAACAAGUUCAACAAACAAACUUAAAUUGUAAAUCACUUACAAGUUCUAUCAAGCAGGACAUGCGGUAUAUGUUGUUGAAUAAAUUUUGUUAAAUAAAUAUAUGGAUUUUGUUUUCCUUCCUCCACCCCUCGGGAUCUCCUAACAUUUAUUUAUUACACAGCAAAAAUGCUCCCUUUUCUUUCCGAACCCGUCAUCCCUGCAGCUAUUUUUUGCCUCUUGUUAGUUGCCGACCUCGCUUGCCCUC